AUGCAUUCUUCGGUUUUGUCCAUCUGGGUUUCCAGCGCGUUUGCCCAUGCGGCACGCGCCGCCGUCAUCUCCCAGCAAUCUCCAACGGAUCUGACCGGAAGCCUGACAGUCGAUACAACAGCCGGCAGUGUUACUGGAUUCAUCAACGAGACAGCCCCGGACGUACGCCAAUGGCUCGGAGUUCCCUAUGCAGAGCCUCCUGUAGGCGCACUUCGCUUCCUACCUCCGCAGCCCAAGACAGCCUUCGGAAACUUGACGACAACUGCGUACCAGCCGUCCUGUAUGCAACAGCUCAGCAAUUCUAGCACGCCGUACACCGAUGUUGUACCAGAGUUUCUCAUCAACGGUGGUCAGUCGGAAGACUGUCUGUACGUCAAUGUGUACGCCCCGCUGCAUCCUGUGGAAGAGAAGCUACCGGUCUUCAUCUACAUUCCCGGUGGCGGCUUUACUGGCGGAGGCGCAGACUCACUUUACAAGAUCCCGGAUCAGUGGAUUCAAAGAACACAAGGCCACAUCUUCGUCAUCAUGAACUACCGGGUCAACAUCUUCGGAUUUCCGAACGCAGGAGCUGCGUCUCAGAAUGCCGGGCUUCUCGACCAGAGAUUGGUUGUCGAGUGGGCAAGAGACAAUAUCGCGGCCUUCGGCGGCGACCCAAGCAAGAUCACCUUAUGGGGUCAGUCGGCUGGUGGUACGUCAGUCGGCAUGUACGGAUACGCCUGGUACGAGGAUCCCAUCGUCUCUGGUCUGAUAGCCGACUCUGGUGCGGCCUCAAUCCUGACCGUCAAUGAUCCCGAGCACGCAACCUUCACCAAGUUUGCGGGAUUUGUCGGUUGUGCGAACCUCACUGCCGAGGAAGAGCUCGAGUGCAUGCAGAAUGUCGAUGCAGAGACCAUCCAAAACACGCUGAGCUUCGGCGGCACAGGUACAGCAUUCAGGCCGGUUGCUGAUGAUGUGACUGCGUUCACCAAUAUCUCUCAGCGUCUUGUGGAUGGAAAGUUCGCAGACGUACCAUACAUCACGGGGUCAAACUCCAACGAGGGCGCAUCCUUAGGAUCAACCUACGACCCGAACGGUAUGGUUCCGGGCCAAUACGAAAACGGUUUGAGAUCCAUCAACUGCCCGGUCUCUCAAGAAGUGGCAAACCGUGAGGCAGCCGGCUUGACAACCUACUACUACGAGUACGCCGGUAACUUCAGCAACAUUUCGCCUCUUCCAUGGCUCGGAGCAAUGCACAGCGCUGAGCUUCCCCUGGUGUUUGGAACCCAUUUCCAAUACCGCGGCAACUCAACAGAGUUCGAAUGGGAAGUCGCAAGCGCGAUGCAAGAACUCUGGCUCUCGUUCGCGGUGAACCCAUCUCAAGACCCUGCGACCGCGGAUGGAUUUGUUUGGCCCAAGUACACUGCGGAGGUGGACAGUAUGGUCUUGUUUGCCGCCGAAGAUGAAGUUUCUCAGUUGCAAUCUAGUAGCAUUCUCGCAGAACAAUGUUCAGCGCUGUCGACGGAGUAA
Molecule: messenger RNA, 1506 nt
Organism: Colletotrichum karsti
Lineage: Eukaryota; Fungi; Ascomycota; Sordariomycetes; Glomerellales; Glomerellaceae
Product: carboxylesterase
Exons: 5
Coding region: 1-1506 (501 amino acids)
Source: RefSeq, a predicted model, not a curated record